This is a messenger RNA of Polychytrium aggregatum, 2580 nucleotides long. RefSeq lists its product as uncharacterized. NCBI's taxonomy places the organism in Eukaryota, Fungi, Chytridiomycota, Chytridiomycetes, Polychytriales. The transcript has 7 exons. Gene Ontology annotation, molecular function: DNA-binding transcription factor activity, RNA polymerase II-specific; RNA polymerase II cis-regulatory region sequence-specific DNA binding; zinc ion binding. The coding region runs from base 129 to 2396 and encodes 755 amino acids. Gene Ontology annotation, cellular component: nucleus. The record is from RefSeq and is a predicted model, not a curated record. Gene Ontology annotation, biological process: DNA-templated transcription; positive regulation of transcription from RNA polymerase II promoter by galactose.
AAAAGUGCGGGUUCCUUCGUUUCCUCUCCGGGCCGGGCCGUCGACUGCCUGUCCUGCCCAUCCAACUCGCCUCGCCCAUCGCACUCGUCCUGCCGAUCCGCCUCAGCACCAGUGUUGCAACAGCCAGAAUGAGCGAGCCAUUGAGAUCAAGCCAGAAGCGAACCUUCUAUGACAGCAUCCGCCCAGUAGAGGUGCCGUGCAUGUCCAGCUUCAGCCAGCAGAACUGGGCCAGCCAACCCACCGCAGCCAAUACGCCAGCAGCCAAUGCCCAUCCCAAGGCCCCCAGAGGAGAUCCCAUCGGCGGCUACGAAAGCAAUCAAUGGUCUUGGUUCCUGUCGGAUCUCGACUGGAGUCAAGAGGCGCCGCUGGAGGCCGAGCUGUCACUGCGACCGGACGUUAUACGGAUACCCAAAGCUUCGUCGCUACCCUUUGACGAGCCCACGACAACGCACCUGAUCGAGUGCUUUUUCCACAUGGUCCAGUCCGUCUCGGCAAUGUGCUCUUACGACGACUUUUUCGCCGAGUACAACCAGCCUUAUCAUACCGAGGUGUUCAAUCUGCUCGUGUGGGUGAUUUGCACGCUCAUGGCACAGCAAUCGCCCAAGCUCAAGAGUUCCAAGUCAUUUGAUCCGAUUGCGACACAGAGGCGGCUGAUGAACCACUGCGAAUCGCAAGUUCACAAGCAUUUGGGUUACCCACAUAUUCAGAUGGUGCAGUCCCUUAUCCUUUGGGGCUUGAUCUGCAUCGACUCGGCCGACUUUCUGUACCAGCGCAGCCGAAACUAUGUUGCCGUUGCCUAUUCGAUGACCAUCGACAUUGGUUUCCACUUGAAUCCGUACCGAGAGCUCGGCGAUGUGCGCCAAAAGUCAGUCCGGUUCAUCGUCCACAGAAACACCUUUGCGAUGCUCUAUAUCAUGGACCGUCUGAGCUCGUUUCUGACCGGCCGCCCGGUUCUCAUUCCCGAAGGAUCCUGGGAUCCGUCGCUUGUCAUCAAAGGCGAGGAAGAAGACAUCUGGAACCAGUUCCUGUACAUCAUCUUCCGGCUCUGUCAAAUCUCGACGCAGAUGCUGAACGUGCUCAACGGCUCAAAAGCGCUCAAUACGCCGGAGCGGCGGCGCACGGUGGGUCGCCACGCUCUCAACGAGCUCGAGCACUGGUGGUCGACUCUCCCGCCGGCGUAUGAGGACGCUCUGGCGUCGCUUCGGCCUGGAAACAGACCAACUUGGUCACUCCGCCAUUGGCUCGUGCUUCGCUUCAACGCCUAUAUCAUCAUAGCAACGCGGAUGACCGGCGACAAGGUGCCCAUGAAGUUGAUCAGGAAUGUGCGCGAGAUUGCGGGCUGCCUCAGGAACCACCCGGCACUUGUUUCGCCGACCCAGCACGUCUUUCAGCGGUCGUUGAUGGUCCACUACGCAGUGCUGUCGAUCACGCUGCUGAUCGACGUCAUCCUCGGGGCACCCACUAAGGAGCCGCUCGACCACAGGGACAUGGUGCUCUUGGCCAACGAUUUGAACGAAACGCUGGUGUUUCUCGAGAAUCUGCACUCGGGUGUGGUCGCAUUCUUGCGUCGGCUCAUCACAAAGUGCACGACCGGACGGGUGUCUUACAAACGGCCGAUUGCCGUUCGUCCGGUCCUUCAGCUUGGCUACUCCGACGGCAAAGCCGGCCAGCGCCCGGAAGACUCCCUGACGAGCGAGAGUGCAUUGGCGUCCUCGCUUCUACAGCACCGCGACGAAUCUGCUCAGCGAACACCGACCCCUUCCGUCCAAACCAGCAAGCCGCCUCGCCCGAUUCUGAUCCGCCCUGCUCCGACUCCCCCAGCUCCGGCUGUGUCCGCUCAAGCGCCAGCGCCAGCACAAGCCAUGUUUCAGUCAGUAGCAACACCCACCCUGCAGUCCGAGCAGAGAGAUAGCGGCGCUGCAAUCACCUAUGUGCCGCUACAGCUUCACUCGUCCACAGCGAUUCACGGCUCUGAGCAGAACCCAAACGCAAGCAGACCUGGCCUGAAGCUCGAUUUUCAUUCACGGAGCGAUACACUACCGCCUGUGCAGCUGCCAUUUGGACUCGAUACCCUGCUGGCGUCGGGCAACGUCAACUCGGCCGUUUCCGAGGCGGCGCACAGCGAUCUCGCACACUUCGGGAAUCCCUCCGCCGUGCCAUUGUCGGUCGGUACAACCCUUGCAAACCCAAGCGACUUUGAGUACUUUACAAUGCCGUCGCCGCCGUUUGGACUCCAGGACUGGCCGAGUCCGCUUUUCUUGUCGCUUAUUGAGGACGAAAGUCUUCCGUUAAUUGGCAGCGGUAGCGGCAGCAAUCCCGCCACCGAAGGCAGCCAGGGCGAAGCCGAUACCGGCGCUUCAAAGCCAAGCACCAGCACCUCGAGUCCUCUGGGCUGAACAAGCAACAACGGGAAUUGCAGCAGUAUGGGCGUCGUGGCCAUGACGACAGCAGCCGAGACUGCCCAACGCGGCAACGCAUGCUCCGAAUACUGCCGAGUGGCUUUCGCGAAUCUCUGGGCUGGCUCAGCCCCGAGCUCAAUAAACAUGUGGCAGAACUCGUUUGUUCGUGUUCGUUCCUCCC